CGUUUCCCUCUACGACGUCUUGACAUGUCUACAGAAAUACAUCUGCGUGGUCACCUGACCAACUUGGGGCUUGGAAUCAGAAGCCACACGCAUGUCAAAUGUUUAGGAAUGUGUGGACACCAUCGUCACGUGGUGCAGCUCCGAAUCAUAGACUGGACCUGAUAGAACUCUCGUCCCCAUUCGGGCAUCGGUGCUCGGACAGCAAGCACUAACUGCCGCUCCUGCUCAGAAACGCUGAAACGGCUCGGGUCGCCAUGGCGAUAACUCCUGCUUUGGUUGUAGCUUCAACCGAUUACAGGGGGAGCUUGUAGGGAGUUUCCUUUCUAUUCUGUCAAGCUCUGUGUCCUGGAUCCGCAGCAGUCUGCAUCAGCAAAGUGUCUUGGCAUCACUUCUCGUCCUUCCUCCGGAGUCAUGUGAAAGGGGUCCACAGUGGUUGCUCUCGCCUUAGACCGAACCCUCCUCCCAAGAGCCGCAGUGGCGUAGUGUUCCUGUCUCCGCUGCCACCUCCCCGGAUCGGUCCGGUCCGGUUUGUCAACCUGUGCCUCUUUGGCGUACGGCGGAGCCGAGGAUGAGCGAGCAAGGAAAGGGCUCGGCAUCCGCCUCCACCGCGGCCCCGGCUCCCGGUUCGGACACCUACAAAGGCUGGCUCUUUAAAUGGACUAACUAUCUGAAAGGGUACCAACGGCGAUGGUUCGUCCUUAGCAAUGGCUUACUUUCCUAUUACAGGACACAGGCAGAGAUGGCCCAUACAUGUCGAGGAACUAUAAACUUGGCCACAGCACACAUCGACACAGAGGAUGCCUGCAACAUUGUCCUGAGCAGCGGUGGGCGUACGUACCACCUGAAGGCAAGCACUGAAGUGGAGCGGCAGAGAUGGGUUACUGCGCUAGAGUUGGCUAAAGCUAAAGCUAUCCGCAUGAUGAAUGAUCAGUCUGAUGACUCAGGAGAUGAGGAGCCCACAUCGCAGUCGGACCGCAGCGAGAUCCAGGGUACCCUGAAGAUACUUGUCAGCAAGCUUGAUGACCUCAGCACUUGUAACGACCUCAUCGCCAAGCAUGGAGCCGCCCUGCAGCGUUCCCUCAGUGAACUGGAAGGACUGAAAGUCCCAUUGGAGGGAGGAGAAAAGAUCAAGGCAGUUAACGAGCGAGCCACCCUUUUCCGCAUCACUUCCAAUGCUAUGAUCAAUGCGUGUCGGGACUUUUUGGAUCUAGCUGAGACUCACAGCAGGAGAUUGCAGCGGGCACUUCAGUAUGAGCGAGAGCAGCGUACCCACCUAGAGGAGACGAUCGAGCAGCUUGCAAAGCAGCACAACAGCCUCGAGCGAGCGUGGAGAGAAGCACCCACGCAUGCUUCCAGCACACCCAGUGCCCCAACCACCAGUCAGGGGAGUGAAAGGGUGAACAAAGAAGACGCAAGUGAUGAAGAUGAGGAUACUGAGUACUUUGAUGCCAUGGAGGACUCCCCUGCGUUCAUAACAGUGACUGCCAGUGAAAGCACGCAGCACAGGCGAUCUCAGAGUAAUUUAAGUGGAGCGAGCGGAUGCCAGGCCAGUGAUUGGAACCAGGACGACCAUAUGUCUCCAAGCUGUAAUGAUGUGUCAGGAAAGGGGCUACUGCCACGCAGGCAGAGGCGGACUUAUAUCCCAGACAAGCCCAAUUAUUCCCUAAAUUUAUGGAGCAUCAUGAAGAACUGCAUUGGCAAGGAGCUCUCUAAAAUCCCUAUGCCAGUAAACUUUAAUGAGCCUCUGUCGAUGCUGCAACGUCUCACCGAGGACCUGGAGUAUCACGAGCUUCUAGACAAGGCAGCACGCUGUGAGUCUUCCCUCGAGCAGAUGUGCCUAGUUGCUGCCUUUUCCGUUUCCUCCUACUCCACCACAGUCCACCGGACAGCCAAGCCCUUUAACCCCCUCCUGGGAGAGACCUAUGAGCUUGACCGCCUGGAGGAAUUUGGCUACCGCUCAUUGUGUGAGCAGGUGAGCCACCACCCGCCUGCAGCUGCACAUCAUGUGAUUUCCCAAAGAGGCUGGACCUUGUGGCAGGAAAUCACCAUUGCCAGCAAGUUCCGCGGCAAAUACCUCUCCAUUAUGCCUCUGGGUGCCAUUCACCUGCAGUUUCACUCCAGUGGGAACCACUAUGUGUGGCGAAAGGUCACGUCCACAGUGCACAACAUCAUUGUGGGCAAACUGUGGAUUGACCAGUCGGGAGACAUUGAGAUCGUCAAUAACAGGACGAAGGAGACCUGCCAGCUUAAGUUUUCACCUUACAGCUAUUUCUCCAGGGAUGUUCCACGAAAGGUUACAGGUGUGGUAGCAGACAGUGGAGGCCAGGCUCAUUACAUCCUCUCUGGAACAUGGGAUGACAAAAUGGAAAGUGCUAAGAUAAUUCAAAGCAGUCGAGGGGGCAGCGGAUCAGAAGGAAAGCAGAAGACAGUCUAUCAGACUUUAUCCCCCAAACUGCUGUGGAAGAAAUACCCUCUACCGGAAAAUGCUGAGAACAUGUACCACUUCUCAGCUCUGGCUCUGACCCUGAAUGAGCCAGAAGACGGGGUGGCACUGACUGACAGCCGGCUGAGACCAGACCAGAGGCUGAUGGAGGAAGGCCGGUGGGACGAGGCAAACUCAGAAAAACAGAGGCUAGAAGAGAAACAAAGAGCUGCCAGAAGACGGAGGGAUGCAGAGGCCACAGAUGCACUGGAUGAAGGUAGAGACUAUGAAGGCUACCAGUCGCUGUGGUUUCACCAGAGAAGAGACCCCGUCACUGGAGAGACAAACUUUGUGUACAAGGGAGGUUACUGGGAAUCUAAGGAGAGAGAGGACUGGAGCAUGUGCCCUGACAUCUUUUAGCUCAGGAACUCGUCUCGGAUGAAACCGACUUCACCGGACAGGGAGGCACCCAGCCUCUGGGCUGUGGGUAGUGGGGCAUAGCUGGCUUAUGAGCACCACAAGGACCUUCCGGUGUGAGAAAGUGUCUGUUUUACACGAUCUCUGAAUACACAUUACCUCCAAAAAGUAUUUUUGUUUAUUUUUAUCUUGGAGAAAACACAGAGCGUUCCCUCAGCAGUCCUCUCUGCACAGUGCUGAAAUUCUGCUGCUCCACAAAUAAACCUCACAAUGCACUUUUCCAGAAUUUACUCCACUACCAAUGAACAGCUCGACAGAAGUUCAUAUGGAUGCAGAUUCUUAGUUGUCUGAAGAAAUCAUUAAGAGCCACACAGAAACACAUCAGUGCUGAAUACACUUAUCAGUUUUACCAUUCACACAUUAUUUAGUAAAAUGUAUAAUCUAAACUAUAAAUCCUACACUAAUUCCAUUUUUAGAUCAAAAUGAUUGCAAUUAAGUUGAUUAACCAGAAAUGGUGUGAAAAUAAUGGUUCAAUUGAUUUUAUGUGGAGCACCAAAUAGCAGAUCAGAAAGCUCAAGUGCAAGUAUAGGAAAGAGUGAGUAAGGAAAAACAGAAUUUUGAAGUCAACAUUUUUAAAAUUUAAAAGCCAGGCUGCCAAAAAACUCUAAUACUAUAUGUUAAAUAAAUAAGACAAAAUUAGGUAAAAGCAGUGAGUCAGAUUUUGUACUUUAAAAAAAAUAGAAAAUAAUUUUAUUUUCAUUGUUUUGCAUUGUCAACACAAAGUUAAAUGAUCAGACAUAUAAUCUUUAAUUUUUACAAAGAAGGCUGAUUUAUUUAAUUUAACAUAUUAUUAGGAGUGAAAGUUGGUGUUUCCCUCAACGCAAGCCUGUAGAUGUGCAGUUGUUGUGUUUAAGAGACACUUUAUGUAGUCAGUGAAAAAGGACCUUUAAGGGAUUCUUUAUAUACAUAUUUUAAAUAAAAGUUGCCUCUUUGAUCUAUCUCAGUCAUCCAAAGAUCUUUCAAAUUUUUGUGAGCGUGCUUAGCUAAACUAUACAGUAGUAGUUAAAGCCUUUAGCUUGCACACAACAUGUUUUGCAUUAGUGUAACAUCAAAACAUUUAUUUCACAUUUACUGAGCUCUUCAUUCAGACCUUUGAAAGCUCUUUUCGCUGUGACUGAUUGGAACAGUGUUUCUCAGUCCGUGAAUCAAGAACCGUGGGAGGGUGCAAGAUAAUUUCUGAUCGAUAAAAUUCUAACAAUAGAUCAAAUGUUUAUACAUUUUAGACUCAGAAGAGUUUAUACAUCACCUUUACCCAUGUUAUGUCUCUAAAUGGGCUUUGGUCAUUUCACCUCUUCGCCAAUUCUUAUAUAGUUUUUGUAGAUUUGUUUUUUCUGCCGCAGGACAUUUUUGUAAUUACCAUAUGUCAGUUUCUACUCACCUGGGGAUAUUUGAUACCUGUUUUGACAACUGAUGAUUUAAAAUCAUCAGUGGAUGAAGACCUUGGGUAUAAACAAGUAUUUGUUUACAGAUAUGAAGGAAUGUAAUAACAAGACAGAGGUAUGACAUGAAUUGGCGAAGUUGUGAAUUAACCUGGAGCCCUUCAAAGAGAUAAAAUCUUUUCAGAUUUGAAUAGCAGCUGCACUCAAGAUUUUCUUUGAACUUAAACGUAUAACAAAACAGCUUUAUUUUUCCACUUUUUUUCUUUGACUUUAAUGCAAUCAUAUUCACUUGUGCCAACUAUCACAAGCAUCUACCUGUCCUUACAGUCAUAACUCAAAAGGGUUGAGAAUCACUGGGUGGAUGCCUAAACAUCUCUCAUCUGUGCAUGUUCUUUACCUUGUUUCUGGUGUUCAGACACAGAGGCACCCUAUGUAAUCCUUGGUGAUUGUACAUGUUGAAAACGUCUGCACCUUAACAAUAAUGCAUUCAUUCAUUACCACACAGUGCAACCUGCAACAUGAUGGCGUUUCUUACUCGACUCCCACCACCUCUUCUAGCACCAGUGGCUCUGAUAAUACCAUAGGGAUUUUUGUAUCUGGGACUGGAGUGGGCUGUGUGAGGAGCUCCAGGCAAGUAAUGGUGGUUACAGAAACAGACAGGGCUGGUUCCUGUUGCACUCCACUGUGCAGUCAGCUGCAACCACAGAGGACUGCCUCAGCUGCUGCUGUUUCGACACCAAAUCACAACUCCUUAACUUUUCGCCGACAUGCUGAUCCGGGAUCGGCACACAAAGAUACACAGACUUUUUUGCCUUUAACUGACAGAAUAAGGGAACGAGUCCCCAGACCUGUUCACUACGAGUCUACGGUGACAAGAGUUAUAAAAAUCGAGUUAGUAUUUAUUUGUAAUUAUUGUUAGGAAUGUAGAAAUCAUGGCUGGAGGUAAUUGUUCCCACCAUCUAGUCAAUUUGUGCGAAUAUUUUGUGAUAACAUAAUGAUAUUGUAAAAUGAUUAAUAGUUCUACCAAACUAAGUGUGAGGUAUCUGUACAGAAAUGACUGAAACAGCCUGAAGGAUUUACUGUCACUUUUAUCUUCUAACCCAGACUGAGCUAACCCUGAGGCACCUGUGAUUUGGCCAGAAAACUGUCCUAACACAAUAAAAUGUGUUUUGAUAAAGUC
Messenger RNA from Girardinichthys multiradiatus, 5458 nucleotides. It is a transcript of the gene osbp2b, whose product is annotated as oxysterol binding protein 2b. Lineage: Eukaryota; Metazoa; Chordata; Actinopteri; Cyprinodontiformes; Goodeidae. Bases 569 to 2842 code for a protein of 757 amino acids. The transcript is spliced from 14 exons. The record is from RefSeq and is a predicted model, not a curated record. Gene Ontology annotation, cellular component: cytosol; membrane; intracellular membrane-bounded organelle. Gene Ontology annotation, molecular function: cholesterol binding.